Messenger RNA from Liolophura sinensis, 2824 nucleotides. Its product is annotated as serine/threonine-protein phosphatase 6 regulatory ankyrin repeat subunit C-like. Gene Ontology annotation, molecular function: protein binding. NCBI's taxonomy places the organism in Eukaryota, Metazoa, Mollusca, Polyplacophora, Chitonida, Chitonidae. Bases 246 to 1568 code for a protein of 440 amino acids. The record is from RefSeq and is a predicted model, not a curated record. The transcript is spliced from 2 exons.
GUCUUGUCAGUUGUCAGACUACGGGUGCAGCCCGUCGUAUACAGAUGUUUCCAGAAAGUUGUACGGAGCAUUUUAAAGUGGAAUAGAUAUGUGCCAGACUACAGGGCUUUUCACAAAACAAGAACUGUGUCGACUUUAGACGUAUUCCAGGGGAAUAACCCUCUUGUUCCACCCUUAGAGCUUUCUGGACAAGGCUGGGCAGUUUCUAAACAGAAAAAAGACUUUCUGCAGGUGUAUGAAAAAAAAUGGCAUCGCCUUUGCCCAGCGGUAGUUCUGUGGAAGUGGCGACUGAGCCUGGGGCAGUGUUGGAUAGCGGAACAUGUGGGGAACUGACUGCGCUCCCUGGUCUCAUCGAAUCAAUCACCGUCGACGCGGCCACGGGUAAAGAUGGCGUCGACAGAGCCAUGAGGAAUUUGUUCACGUGUUUGUGUAAGUCAUGUGAAAACGACAACUUGGCUCUGUUCCAAACCAUUCUCUCGUGCAUGAAUUCGACAGAAAUGUGCCCAGCCAUCGAGACAGAGCUUUUGCGUUCUUCCAUCUUGAACGCCUCGUUCCGCUGCGCCCGGUAUCUCGUGCAACAGAUUCAAACCGUGAACCUUUGCUCCGUCGUUAGCUGGAUGUGCGUCCGAGACUGGGACGAGAUCACAUUUGAAACCUUGGUGAACAGAGGAUUUAAACUUACGGACUGUGCAUGUAAAGGUAUGGGGGCUUUGAAACACUGCAUCAUCAACGGUAACGAGAAACUGGUGAAAGUAUGUCUGCAAAACGGAUGCAGCCCAAACGCUCAGGAGAUUGAACUUCCACCCGACGACGACCACACACCGGAAGUUGCCGUGGACGAGUUUUCUCCCCUGAUGUGCGCCAUCUUGUACGCAAACGCUGGUAUAGUAGGAGAACUGCUGUGUCAUGGCGUGGACUUGAUGACGUCUGAGAAAUGUGGAAUGUCUCCUCUAGAGGCGGCUGUUUACGCAUCCAAGCCAAAAGAAACGGCCUUGUUGGUCGAAGCUUUUAAAAACAUUUCGAGAGACAGUCCUGAAAACAGGGACAUUUUUGAAGCAGAUGUUAACAAGGCAUUCAUGAACGCUGUAUCCUUGACACACAGCAACAAUGUGAAGGAUUGCCUCAGAAUUUUGGUUCGUGCAGGUGCGGAUGUAAACAAAACCGACGUACACGAAUGUCUGCCGCUGCUGAUGGCUAUCGACGCAAAACAGCUGCAUACUGUGUCUUUCCUGCUGCAAAACGGAUGUGACGUCAAUUGUACCGGAAACGUGCCGGUCGUCGGAAAUGACUACGGUUACCGUCAGAUGUCACCACUGGAAUUGGCUGCCAGCCAAUCGGAUGAAGCUAUUUUGGAACUGCUGCUCAAAUCGGGAGCCACUGUAAAACCAGGCGCUCCAGACACCGAGGAAAGCCGAAAACGGAUUACUUUAUGCCGGAAACGUUUUACUCUGUCUGACUGGUGUCGCGUUUCUGUUCGACGAAACGUGAAAUAUUCCCCGCUGAGAUCUGUCGUUGAAGAUUUUGAAGUACCAGGGACGCUGAAACACUUUUUGACCAUGUCAGGUUAACUGUUAUACAUCUUGAAGCGCAGAAAAUAGGUACGAAAAGCACGUGAAACAGAUAGGACCAUUUUAACCUAUUUUGCAUGUUAAUUAAUGGUGUAAGGGGCCUAAGUUAUGAUGGACUGACAGAUGUCAUUUUAGUCAUAAUAUCAUUUUUAUAGAUAUAUAGGCCUGUGCAUUUCCUUUUAUGAGGACAGUUCUGUUUUCAUAUAAAUGUAGCUCCUGAUGAAUUUCGAACGAAUGCGUACAGUAAGCGAUUUGUUUUUAAUCAAUAUUUGUUAUGGCGAACUUGAGCCGCUCAAUCGUGUGAUACGAAUUUUAAUUUUGCUGUCAGCAGUUCCAUUUUUUGUGUUCUAUUAAAGAUAUUUUAGUAGGUGCUAAAGUUAUUUUAUCGCAAACAGUUGUUUUUAUUAUAUAUAUAUGUGUGUAUUAAUUACCUGUCGCUUGUUACAGUAAUUUUAUUUUUUAAAUUAUAUAUAUCUUGCCAAUGUUUAGGAAUUCUCUACCAUAUAGUUGAAUUGUGAUUUUCUUAAUUGUUAUAUGUACAGCUUCAUAUAGGCCUAUAUUUUACAAGCUCACAAUUUUACACCAUUAAAUGACCAGGAAGAGGUAAAGUUUCAAGGUGUUAUAAUUGAGUUAUUCAAUUAAAACAUUUCACAAUCAAUACUUGAGAGUGUGUGCUCAUUAAAUCUCAGGCGGAGUGACGUCAUAGUGUGAUACUAUCUCAUUAGCAUAAUGCGCAAGCGAUGACGUCACGAGUCGAAGCCAUUCUAGCUGAGUGGAAGAUCUGACAUAUUUCUUGGAACUCUCAGAUCUUAUUGAUUAUCGUGUAUUAUUGGUUGAGGUUUAGGAUGAGAAUAUUUUCUCCUGGCAAUAUGUACACACACACGCACUGGAUAAUCUAUACCUGGGAAUUUCAUGUAAUCCUGCACAUACGCAGUAUUGUAUUCGACCUAAGAGAUUUAAAACUGCCAAUUUUUGUGUCCAUUACAGAUUUAGACGGAAUUUUUUUUUACAUGGUGUGGGAUCAGCGUGUGUUGUAUACGACGCAACGUAUAAAGGCCAUUUUGACCCUAUUAUAACAUUUUAGUUUGUACAGUGUACACAUACAUUUCUUUGUGUAUCAGGGAAAGUGUUCAGUUUUGUGCUUGAAUUAAAUUUUUUCAAGCGAUAUAUAUAUAAGUAAUUCACUGUGAUCGAUUUUUCCAGUACUUACAUAUCCGGUGUGUAAUCUGGUUUUUCCUUUUGAUAUUAUUUUUUCU